Molecule: messenger RNA, 576 nt
Organism: Parus major (Great Tit)
Lineage: Eukaryota; Metazoa; Chordata; Aves; Passeriformes; Paridae
Product: proline-rich protein 18-like
Exons: 2
Source: RefSeq, a predicted model, not a curated record
AUGCCGCCGCUGCUGCUGCUGCCUCUGAGCGGGGCGGCGGCGGGGCCCCGGGCUCUCCUGCUCCCUCCACCGCCGCCGCCGGGGAGGCCCGGGCUUUCUUCCGCGGGGGCGGGGAGGCUCCGCCGGUGUCCGAGUCGGAGGAGGAGGAAGCGGAGGCCAGAGUUUCCUCGCCGAGAGCGGCCGUGGUGGGAAGCCGGGGGGGCGAGGAGGGGGAGGCGGCGGGGGCGAGGGGAGGCGGAGCGGGGCCCUGCGCCCGCCGGGGGUCCCGGAGGCAGCGCCGCCGCCCGCUCGGGGCUCCCUCUGGCGAUGGCGGCCGCCGCUGCCCUGAGCCCCCGCCCGGCAGCCCCAGGCGCCCGGCCCGCUCCGCUCACUGCCCGCCGGGUUUGUCUCCUCUCAGCCCAGCUGCACCUAAUGGAGUCCGGGCCGGGACGUCACAGGAAAUUCCUGCACUGCCCCCUACACACACUUCCGCCGCCCGGGGCCGCGGUGGGCACGGCCCCACGGCUGCCGGGGGGCGGCGGCGGGGCGGCCCCCGGGGGGGACGGGGACGCCCCAACGGCACGGCACGGCUCGCCG